AUCCAUUAGUAACGGCCACGAAGAGAUUUAAGUGAUGUUACUUUUUAGUGCCAAUUGCUACCUAAGAGAAAUGUAUACGUUUUGUAAGUUGCCUUUUACCAUUACGACAAUAGAGCUGUAAUAGAUUGAAAAUGAAUUUGACAUUCAAGAAUUUGCAGCAACAAAAGUUUGUAAUUUCUGACGUUUCCUCAGAUACAAAAAUUUCAGAGUUGAAAGAACGCAUUCAGAAUCAACAAAGUUAUGAAGUUGAAAGGCAAAAAUUAAUUUAUUCUGGUCGCAUUUUGGCUGACGAAAAAACCGUCGGUGAAUACAACAUUAAGGAACAAGAUUUUAUUGUUUGCAUGGUUGCUCGCCCCAAGCCUUCAUCAUCUACUUCACAAAAGUCGACCCCUACUGCUACUACAACUAGUACUCCUGCCCCUGCAGCUACUUCUACUACUCCUCAACAAGCUACUGAAAGUCCUGCUCCUACAACUGCCCCUUCCUCUGUUCCUGCCGCUGAUGUAUCAGCUACACCUUUGGAUUCUAAUCUAUUGGCAGUAGGCGCACAAAGAAAUGUUGCUGUGGAAAACAUGGUUGAAAUGGGUUAUGAGCGUAGUCAAGUUGAGCGUGCCAUGCGUGCUGCAUUCAACAAUCCUGACCGUGCUGUUGAAUACUUAUUGACUGGCAUUCCUGAGAACAUUUUGAGCAGUCAAGCUCAAGAACAAGCAGCUGCCGCUGCUGAACAGCAACAGCAACAACAACCUGCAUCUGGUGCUCCUUCUGCUUCUCCUGCAUCCGGAAAUCUUUUUGAACAAGCUGCCGCUAUGUCUAAUGAGGAAGAGCAACCUGCUCCUAACACAGCUGGUGAUCCUUUGGGAUUCCUUCGAAAUAUCCCACAAUUCCAACAACUUCGUCAAAUUGUCCAACAGAAUCCACAGAUGCUCGAAACCAUUUUACAACAGAUUGGUCAAGGUGAUCCCGCCCUUGCUCAAGCCAUCACUCAAAACCCCGAAGCUUUUCUCCAAUUGUUAGCUGAAGGUGGUGAUGGAGAAUCUCCUUUCCCUUCUGGUGGCAUUCAAAUUGAAGUCACUCCCGAAGAAUCACAAGCCAUUGAUAGAUUAUCCCAACUUGGUUUUGAUAGAAAUAUAGUAAUCCAAGCCUAUCUUGCUUGUGAUAAGAAUGAGGAGCUGGCUGCUAAUUACCUCUUUGAGCAUGGUCAUGAAUCUGACGGUGAUGCAUAAAAAUUCUUGUUCACAAAGUUUUUGAUCAUUGAUGGGUUGGUGUAAAAAUAUAUAAAGAUCAUUAUUUUGUAGUAAUGUGUUAAGUAAUACCUACAAUGACAUCCCCAAUAUU
Messenger RNA from Schizosaccharomyces octosporus yFS286, 1335 nucleotides. RefSeq names its product Rad23 Rhp23. NCBI's taxonomy places the organism in Eukaryota, Fungi, Ascomycota, Schizosaccharomycetes, Schizosaccharomycetales, Schizosaccharomycetaceae. Gene Ontology annotation, biological process: nucleotide-excision repair; proteasome-mediated ubiquitin-dependent protein catabolic process. Bases 132 to 1223 code for a protein of 363 amino acids. Gene Ontology annotation, molecular function: polyubiquitin modification-dependent protein binding; ubiquitin binding; proteasome binding. Gene Ontology annotation, cellular component: cytosol; nucleoplasm. The transcript has 5 exons. The record is from RefSeq and is a predicted model, not a curated record.